UUUACGUGUAUACAGACAUACGAUGAGGACAUUUGGAUGGUUUCUCGUCACCCUGUCCGCCAUCAUGGCGGUCACGUCAGCGCGUGUCAUGUCGACGAUAGAAUCCGCUAUGUUGAGACAGGAUAUCAGUUCUCAGGUAAUCUGCUUAGAAUACGAAAGAAAACCAACCAAAAACUGCGCUUGGGUUGCUGGACUCAACAUCUUCGCCGAUCAGCUGAUUGACGGGGGCAAAAUCAUCGCCUACAAAAUCCAGUGGAAGAGUAAAAGGUGGUCCACCUGGUAUGUUCCUGGCCUCAACGACAUCUCCAGGACCUACAACCCCAGCGACCACGACUGCGACGUCCUAGAGUUCAAGGCUAACAGCAUGAGGAGAAUGUGGUCGUUGUUUUAUGACCACACCCAUGUGUACAUCAUCUGUAAGCCUUGAGUGAUGAGUGCAAAUCCAGGCUUGGCGGAUGAACCAUUUAAUGCCACAUAUUUACAGUGUGAUUGUUUCAAAAAGACAAAUGAAUCAUUAUCAAUCAAACUGUUACUUUGAAUGAAACAUAUUGUAGGAAUUCUU
Molecule: messenger RNA, 562 nt
Organism: Haliotis rubra (blacklip abalone)
Lineage: Eukaryota; Metazoa; Mollusca; Gastropoda; Lepetellida; Haliotidae
Exons: 2
Coding region: 23-427 (134 amino acids)
Source: RefSeq, a predicted model, not a curated record